UUCUGUUGUGAAUUGACAGUAGUGCCGAAGUCACCAGGGGUAGGUGAUCGUCAUCGGAGGCAACCCUGUUCGGCAAAAAAAAAACCCGAGAAAUGAUUUCAAUUUACAACAAUCACAAUCAACAUCUACAUCAACUGAAUAAAACAUAAAAAAAAAAGGAAUAUUAUUAAAAAUACAACAAUAAUAUUAAAGAAUUUUUAAGCAACGAAAUUUAUUUAUAAAGAAAAAACAAAUGUUUCAAAUGUUAAAUGUUUAAUUAAUAUAGCAAUGUUAUUAUUCGUAUUUAGAAUUACAGAUAGAAUUAAUUAAAACGAAUAGAUAAGAAUGAAACAUAUGAGAUUAAAAAAUAAAACGAAAUAAUAAUUAAUUAAUUAAAAUUAUAGAUAAAAUAUAAUUAAUAUUUAUUGUUACUAUACACUUUAUGUGAAGACAAUCCCAGUUACCAAGUUACCUAAUUAGAAUAAUAAGAGUAAUAUAAUUCAGGUAUUCUGUACAAUAAAAUUUCAAUUGGAAAUAAUUUAAAUGCAAAAAAAAAAAAUAGUAACUUUCAAAAAUUGUUGAUUAUAAAUAGAUAAAAGUUUUUUGGAGUACAAUAAGAAUCUAUAAAUGUAAAAGGUUAACAUAUCUUGAAGAAAAUUUUAUGUGUGAAGCUGGUAUCCAUCAAUCAAUGUUGAACCAGGAAACCUCUGAAUAAUCGUUAAAAAAAUAUAUAAAAAUUCGUGUUGAUAUUGUUACUUGGAUGUUAACUUGUGUGAACAAAAAAAAAAAUAACAUAUGCGACAUUUUUAUGUACUUUUUCUUCUUAUAAAAAAAAUAAUAAUAAUAGAAAUAACGACAAUUAUAAAUUGCAUAGUCUUUGUCUGAAGUAUAAGUCUCUUCUUGGUCAGACAACCGUAAAAACUUCUGAACCAUUCUACAUUCAAUCUUUAUAUCUUCCGUUGAAAAUAAAAGAAAAAUAAAAGCGAAAAAAAAAAAAAUACAAAGUAUAAAAUAAAUAUGUAAAAAAAUACUGAUAGCAUUUUGCAGCAUUAUUAAAAAAAAUAAAUAUUUAAAAAGAAAAGCAGUUAAAAAAAAAAAACAAAAUACAUAAAUAAAAUUUACGAGAAAUAUUUUUAUGCUAAAUUGGGAAUAUAAAAAAAAUUAUUAUUUAUCUAUUUUAUUGUAAUAUUAUUCUUUCUUUUUUGUUAUCAUUAAACAUUGAAGUAAAAAAAUUUACUAAAUUAUAAUAAAAUGAAUCUCGAAGUUGAACUGAUUGCUAGUGUUGUUAAGGGUCGACCACCCCCAGCUCAUUUGCCAGCACCAAGACUCAUUAAAAUUUUUAUUGCAAGCGAACGUGAUGAAUUUUUUGAGGAGCGUAAACAGCUUCUUGAGUCAGUUGGUCCAGAACUCCAGUCAAUUUAUGAUGACAUGGGAAUUGAGGUGCUUUUGGUGGAUAUGCAAUAUGGAACAAUUAAAAAUCCUGAUGAUGAUCCCAGACUUGCUGAAUUAUUUAUUGAAGAAAUAAAUGCUUCAUAUGGACACUCAAGAGGAUGUUUUCUCAUUCUUUUGGUAGGAAAUGAGUACAAUGCUGGAUGGAUACCAACAAAAUUUUCAGAAAGUACAUUUAUCUCUUUGGCCACCCACUGCUCGUCGCUCAAUGAAUUUUAUGAACACAAAGGCCAUUGUUAUAUUUUGAAAGCGACCAGUGAAGAGACAGCACAAGAUGAUUGGCAAAAAACAAAUGGAAUAAAAAUACGUGGAUUAUUAAAAACAGCUGCUGAAAAUGCAGUGAAAAAUAAUCAAAAUGACAAUGAUAUUUUAAAUGUAUUAAAAAGUACAUCUGAAAGACAAUUUGAAUACGGUUUGAACCUUGACCCUGAGGGAUGUGGAAUAAUUUCCAUAAUUCGUGAAUGGAAAAAUGCUGAACAAAUUGGUAUCAAAGACCAAUGCCAAAGUUUAAAGAAAAAAAUAUUAUCAUCACUACCAAAUGCAAAUAUAAUAAAUUUCAAUGUUGAAUUUAAAAACAAUAAUAAUAAUUCAGAAAUCAAUGAAUCAUAUGAAUUAUAUUUAGCUGAUUUACGUAAUCAAGUUGUUGAAAGAAUUCAACAACUUGUUAAUUCAUCUGUUGAAAAAAAUCCAGAAAUAAAAAGUCGUAAAAAAAUGGUACAAGAAAUAUAUUCUGAAAGUUUAACACAUUUGUCAUUACUUCGUGAAAUAAAACCAUUAGAACAAACAGAUGAAAUAGUACAACGUAUUAAAAAAUUAAUAACAGUUGGAACAAAAAAUAAACAUGGUCCAAUAUUUAUACGUGGUGGUAGAUUAUCUGGUAAAUCAUCAAUAUUAUCAACAAUAUAUAAUAACAUUGAUAAUUGGUUGGAUAAAACAACAUUAAAAAUUGUAAGAUUAUGUACAUCAACACCGCGAUCAGCUUACAGUGUUGAAUUAUUACGUAUUCUUUGUCAACAUAUUGGUUUUUUGAGUGGUAAUAAUGAUGGUAAUUUACCACGUGAAGCAUCAUUUAAUCCAUUACAUUUAAAUAAUUGGUUUACACAAAUAUUACGUGGUAUUGAAGAACAAGAUAAUAGUAAUAACGGACAAAAUAUUGUAAUAUUAAUUGAUGAUCUUCAUCGUUUACAUACACUUGAAAGUGAAAUAAUUGUUGCAUUAUCAUGGUUACCAUUACAAUUACCACCUGGUAUACAUUUUAUUGUUACAACAAGUGUAACACUUGAUACACUUAAAUUAACACCAUUACAAAAAGAAAGAUUUAAAAGUCAUGAUAUAUUAAUUGACAUUGGUGAUACAAGAAGACGUAGUAGUGCAUGUAGUCCAGGUGUUUAUGCUGAGUAUGGUGAAUAUGGUGAUACUGCUAUUAAAAAAAAUACAAAAAUUGAUGAAAAUACAAUUGAAGAAUUUGAAAAUGCAUUUGAUUAUAUGGAAAAACUAAUUGGUAAAAAAUCAGCAACAAGAAUUGGUUCAAUACUUGCUGUAACUGAAUAUGGUUUAUCAGAAACAGAAAUAUUAGAAUUAAUAAUGCCAACAUGUGAUGAUGGACCAUUAUUAUUAAAAAAUGGACAAUUUAAUUUUUCAACAUGGUGUUUAAUUAAAAGAAAUUUAAUUAAUUAUUUAAAAAUACGUGUAUUAAGUGGUAAAUUAUUAUUUUCAUGGAGAUGGAUAUGUAAAGAUUUAGCAAGAAAAAGAUAUUUAACAACACUUGCACAAUCACGUGCUUGUCAUAUAGAAAUAGCAACAACAUUAUUUUUUUUUGAUGGUGAAAAUGAAAAAUGUGAAAGUGAAGAAGAUAAUAAAUCAACACCAAAAAAAUCAAUGUCAAUCAUAUUGGUACAAGAUGAUAAUGAAAAAGAAAAAGAAAUAAAACAAAACAAAGACAAAGAAAAACAAGAAGGAGAAAAAGAAGAAGAAGAAGAAAAUGAUAAUUUUAUUGAUCCAAAUUUAGAAGCAAUAAAAAGUACACCAUUUCAAAGUAUUCCACAAUCACAAGAUAUAACAUACACAAUAAGACAUGUUGAAGAAGCAUGGUUACAUUUAUUACGUGCUGGUGAUGUUGAAAAAUUAAAAAGACUUGCUGUUUGUGCAUUUGAUUUUUUAUUAGCAGCUGUACAAAUGAUAUCUGUUAGUUAUUUACGAUGUGUACUUGAACAUUCACGACAAUAUUUACUUGAACGUGAUUUAGAGCUUGUUUAUUAUGCUAUAAGAAAUUCAAGUGAUGCAUUAACACGUGAUCCAUUACAAUUAGGUGGACAAUUAAUAUCAUGGUUAAGACCAGUUGUUGAAGAUGGUGGUGAUUUAGUUAGUAUAAUGAUAACAGCAGCAAUGGCAUGGUGUGAUGGUUAUGCUGCACCAUUAUUAGUACCACUUAAUGGAUGGUUACAAUCACCAUUACCACUACAAAUAAGAGCAUUAACAUGUCCACAAGGUGUUAAAUUAAUUGAAAUAGCACCAUCUGGACAACAUAUUGUUAUUGUACCAUCAGAGCUAUCAGCACAAUGUGAUGCACAACUUUGGCAUGUUAUGUCAGGACAACUUGUACAUACAUUUAAAGGACAUUCAAAUCCAAUAUCAUGUCUUGCUGUUACACAACAAAGUCAAUAUCUUUUAACUGGUUCUGAUGAUACAACAAUUAUUGUAUGGGAUAUGAAAGAAUUUAGUAUGAAAAGACGUAUUUGUGAACAUAUUGCACCAGUAUUAUCUUUAACACCAGCAUUAAAUAAUUCAGUUAUUGUUAGUGGUGGUGAAGAUUCAAGAAUAAUUGCAACAAGUUUAUUAACUGGACAAGUAUUAAUGAAAGUUGAUCAUCAUCGUGGUCCAGUAACAUCAUUAAAAAUUGAUUCAGCUGGUGAGGUACUUGUAUCAGGAUCAGUUGAUGGUAAUGUUUGUUUAUGGUCAUUGGAAAAUUUUAAAUUAUUAAAUACAAUUGUAUUAUCAUCAUCAGUUAAUACACUUGAUAUAUCAGGUGAUUCAGUAUUUUUACUUGCUGCAUGUGAUGAUGAAAAAUUAUAUUUACGUUCACUUGCAACUGGAACUGAAAUUCAUACACUACGUGGUCAUCAAGGACCAAUUAAAAGUAUAUGUUUAGCAAAAGAUUGUCGUCGUGCUGUUGCUGGUGGUAUUGAUGGUUCAAUAUCUGUAUUUGAUAUGCAUUCUGGUAAAUUAAUAAGAUCAUUAUCAGCAAAUUUAACAGCAGAUGUAACAUCAGUUAAAGUUACUGAAAAAGAUGAUUUUCUUGUAACAGCAAGUGGUAAUCGUGUUAUUUAUUGGAGUUUUAGAGAUGAAGAAUUAAAUAAAACAAGAAAUCAUAAAAAAGAACAAACAAUACAACAACAUACUGCAUCAAUAACUUGUAUUGAUAUUUCACGUGAUGGUGCAAUGGCUGUUACUGGUGGUGUUGAUUCACUUGUUAAUCUUUGGCAAUUAAAUACACAUGAAUUAAUGCUAAGUCUUGAGGGACAUAUUGCAAGUGUUACUUGUGUUACAUUUUCAGCAUCUGGUUUAUUUGCUGCUUCUGGAUCAGAGGAUAAAACUGUUAGAGUUUGGGGUUUAACAUUGGGUUUUGUUGUUGCAACAUUUCGUCAUCAAUCACCAGUAUUGGCAGUUAUUGCAAUGUUAGAUGGCAGAAGAGUUGUCAGUUCAGAUAGAGGUGGUAAUAUUAGAGUUUGGGCUGCUGAUACUGGAACUAUGAUACAAUCUGUAUGUGGUCCAGGAAGAUGUUUUGCUGUUACAUCUGAUAUGAGAUAUACUGUAUGUGGAGCUGGAGAUAAUCAAGUACAAAUUGUUAGUCUUGGUGCUGGACCUGAAGAAAAAUAUAAAAUAUCACAUUCACAAGAAAUAACAUGUCUUGUUGUAACACCAGAUUCACAAUCUUUAAUAACUGGUUCAAGAGAUAUGAGUCUUAAAGUAUGGCAAUUAACUGGUGGUAAACUUUCACAAGUACUUGUUGGUCACAGUGAUCAUGUAACAUGUGUUGCUGUAGCUGUAUUAGAUAAAAGUAUUGUUAUAUCAGGUUCACGUGAUGCAAAUUUAAUUGUAUGGGAUAUAAAUACUGGUGAUGAUUUACACACAUUGACUGGACAUUUGGGAUAUGUAACAUGUGUUAAAUUAAGUGGUGAUGGUACACUUGCUGUAUCUGGAAGUGAAGAUAAAAGUAUAUUUGUAUGGGAUACUAAAAAAGGAACAUCAAUUAAUGCAAUAAUGUUACAUGUACCAAUAUUUAGUCUUGAAUUAUCAACUGAUUGUUCAAGAAUUGCAUUACAUCUUUUAGAUCAACAAUAUAUGCCAAUUUUAUGUUUACAUAAUACACCAGCACAAUAUGUUAAAUUACCAUCUUAUGUUGCACCAAGAGAUUUGAGACCACCUGGUCCAAAAAGACCAGCAAGACGACUAUUGAAAAAAGAAGUAUCACUUGAUACAUAUACAUGGCAAAAAAAAUAUGGACAUAUUACAUCAGGAAUAAUGGUUGCUGCUAUUGAUGAUAGACUAAAAAGAAGAUUCAGUGUUAGUGCAUCAAUGGAAGAAAUAAGUAAAGCCGGCUUGGCUGAUUCACAAACAAGUCUUGGAAAAUCUCAACAAGCAGCACUUGCUCAAUCACAACACUUUGAUCAACUUGAAGCUUUGUGGAAUAAACAAUCACCACCACCAAGACCACGUAGAACACUUUGCAAACAAAGUUCAUUACAAGCUCCAAGAAUAUCUGACUCUGAUGAAGAAGAUUUUCCAGGCUAAUGCUAAUAAUCUCAACAAAUACUUUCCCUCAGUAAAGAGAUCUUACAUAAAAAAA
Molecule: messenger RNA, 6274 nt
Organism: Aphidius gifuensis
Lineage: Eukaryota; Metazoa; Arthropoda; Insecta; Hymenoptera; Braconidae
Exons: 9
Coding region: 1231-6219 (1662 amino acids)
Molecular function (GO): protein binding
Source: RefSeq, a predicted model, not a curated record